Molecule: messenger RNA, 164 nt
Organism: Entrophospora candida
Lineage: Eukaryota; Fungi; Glomeromycota; Glomeromycetes; Entrophosporales; Entrophosporaceae
Source: the annotation of a GenBank genome assembly
AUGAGUAGCAGUUAUUUAGAAACAUGGAAUUCAAUUAAAGAGCAUGAUUAUAAAAUUGUUUAUAGCAAGUGUUUAUACAGAAGUAAUAGUAAUAAUAAUUUCAGUUUCGGAAUACAACUACAAAUCCAAAAUACAGAGGGUGAUCACGGGUUUCCGAACGAUAA